Zeugodacus cucurbitae (melon fly) is the source of this 1310-nucleotide messenger RNA. Its product is annotated as neuralized-like protein 2. Bases 167 to 1183 code for a protein of 338 amino acids. Lineage: Eukaryota; Metazoa; Arthropoda; Insecta; Diptera; Tephritidae. The transcript has 3 exons. The record is from RefSeq and is a predicted model, not a curated record. Gene Ontology annotation, molecular function: ubiquitin protein ligase activity. Gene Ontology annotation, biological process: intracellular signal transduction.
GCAGAACUGCAUUCAUUCAAUAAAACAGACUUGAAUGGUUUGACAUUACUACGAAAGCGUAGCUUUAAACAUAUUUGUUUUCAUUCUACAGUUAUGAAAAAUUCGGAAAAAUAGUGUAAAUAUUGAGAAAAUAAUUAAUAUAAUUAAAAGCGGAUAUCAAUUUAAUAUGAUGAGUAGCGAAACUACAAUACCACGACAAAUUUCACCUAUACCAGAUGCUUCCCAGAUGGAAGUCGGUUCAGCUUCUGCCGAGGCAGCAGCGUCGUGUGCUUCACCGGAAUGUAGCACCGCAGCUUCAACGGAAAGUGUAACUACCGGUAAUACCAAUAACAAACGACAAUUAGCGCGAUUCCAUCCAUAUCAUGGCGCCAACAUUAUUUUAUGUGAAGACAAUACGGUUGCUUAUCGCAAAACAAGUUUUGCCGAUGCAGUUACGUUUUCAGAGAAACCACUACAACCGGGCGAAAUUUUUCUUGUGGAAAUUGAGAAAAAUGAACGUGGCUGGUCUGGUCACAUAAGAUUAGGUUUGACACAAUUGCUCCCCGAUGUGAUAGGAUCAAUGUCGGAAGGCUUGCCACAGUUUGCUUUACCUGAUUUGGCUAACUUAGGAACCAGUUGGAUUUAUCCCGUUUCAAAAUUUGAAUCUCAUUACUUAUCUCAUCGAAAUGGUGCAGGCGGUGGUGUCAUCGAAACAAAUUCGGUGUUUCAGAAUGCUACGGAGCCUGUGUCUGUCAUUGAAACGGAGUCAAAAUAUCGGAGUAAUAUAUUGGGAGAUUCUAUUUAUGUGCGCACUUCGCGUGGCAUGGUUCCAAAACGAUUACUGCGCCCAACUGUUGAUAAUGGCGAUGGUAAUACAGGUAUUUUGCUGACUGACAAGGGGUCACGUAUAGGCGUUGUAUAUGUGCCUACUGAAGCUGAUAAAGAUAAAGGAGAGAUGCACUUUAUUAUAAAUGGAGUUGAUCAGGGUCCAUGCACAAAGGAAAUACCUAUGGACAAAUCGCCACUUCACGUAGUCAUUGAUGUUUAUGGCACAACGAAACAAAUUCGAAUUAUACAACUUUACGGAAUUGUGUCCCUUCAAAACGCUUGUCGAGAUGCAAUUCUAUUGCACACAAAACGACAAAAUAUAGAAAAGUUGCCGCUGCCGGAACGACUCAAAAGCUUUCUUCGCCGCAAUGACUAGAUCCUAAAUAGCAUAUUUCGUUUUAAAAUAUUAUCUAAAACGACAAAUGAAAAUAGGAUGAGGACAGUGUGAAGUGUUGUUAAAAGCUUUUUGUUACGCCAGUCUUUAAGUGUUAUGUAAGAAUUAU